AUGCUCGAGCACUUGUGGAUCCCUGCUCUGAAGCUACGUUUAUCUCCGAGUCUCUCGCUCAACGCAUACACGCACUUCGGCAGUCUGCCUGCGUGCCCGCCCGUUACCGGCGUAGGAGCCGUACCCAGUUACACAGUGAAAUCAAGGACCGUGAUUAACAUUUCUUCUCGCUUCUCAGGCGAGGCCCGCUGGGAAGUGAAGGCACUCAUCCUUCCUCAUCUUACUGCAUAUGUACCACCUCCAAAGCUGACGCAUGAUGUAGGAAACUUUCUAGACGGACUCGCUCUUGCUGAUCCUGAGAUCAACUCAGCCGAUCCCAUAGAUAUAAUUAUCGGUGCGGAUGUGUACGCACUCAUCAUACAGGAAGGUCUAUGCAAAGACCCCCAGCGAGCACUUGUUGCCCAAGCGACUGGAUUGGGAUGGAUCCUUACUGCUUCACUACCUACUAUAUCGAUUGUUGACUCAAGAGCGCUGUCCAGCUUAACUUGCACUAUUGAUGAGGACUUCUCCAGACUUAUCACUCGUUUCUGGGAACAAGAGCAGGCUGAAUCAGUCAAGCCCACCCCUCUAACGCAGGACGAGCAUGAGUGUGAAGAACAUUUCGCUAAAACGCAUAAAAGGAACACUGAUGGACGGUACGUCCUCCGACUGCCCUUCAGGCCCAAUCGUAUCUACUUAGGAAACUCCAGGCCAGCUGCGCUCGCUGCACUUCAUCGAUUGGAACAGCGGCUUAAGAGAUGCCCCUCUGUCAAUGAAAAAUACAAUGAAUUGAUGGAAGGAUACAUCUCUCGCGGCCACAUGAAAGAAAAGUCGACACUUGCUUCAAGCUCUAACGAAGAACCUUCCUUUAUACUACCUCAUCAUGGUGUAUUCAAGACGCACGGAGAUACGAGCAAACUUCGCGUCGUUUUCAAUGGCUCAGUAAAACUGCCAAAAGGACUGCCAAUCAAUGACUGUUUGCAUCCUGGCCCAAAGUUGCAACUCGACAUUUUCGACGUUCUGUUGCGUUGGAGAAGCUUUCGAUACUGCUUCUCGGGCGACAUUGAAAAAAUGUUUCGCCAAAUCCUCAUUGACGAGCGCGACCAGGCCUUUCAACAGAUCCUAUGGGGUCAUGAGGAAGUUAUGAUCUACCAUCUCUGUACAGUCACGUAUGGCCUCGCUCCAUCUCCAUAUCAAGCCAUCCGUACGCUGCUCCAGCUCGCUAUCGAUGAGGGUGCCAAAUUUUCCCGAGCGGCAGCAAUUCUACAGAAGCACAUUUAUGUGGAUGACAUCUUGGCUGGUGCAAACACCCUCGAAGAAGCGCUUGAACUUAAAUCAGAGUUAGUUGAUUUACUCAAGGCGGGCGGCUUCCCUCUCAGCAAAUGGGUUGCGAACCACGCGGAGAUUUUGUCCGAUGUGCCCGAGGAUCAACUCGCAAAGAUUCAGCAUCUUUCUUGGCACCAGGCGGAGGCAAUUUCUAUGCUUGGCGUUGCCUGGAAGCCGUAUCCGGACGCCUUCUGCUUUCAAUUCAACCUUACGGCACCCAAAACGAAUAUCACGAAAAGAGCGGCUCUAUCUACCAUUGCGCAACUGUAUGAUCCAUUGGGAUGGAUCACGCCAGUCUCUGUGUCAUUCAAAAUCUUCAUGCAGUCUCUGUGGCACGCUGGCCUCGACUGA
Messenger RNA from Nasonia vitripennis (jewel wasp), 1656 nucleotides. RefSeq lists its product as uncharacterized. Lineage: Eukaryota; Metazoa; Arthropoda; Insecta; Hymenoptera; Pteromalidae. The coding region runs from base 1 to 1656 and encodes 551 amino acids. The record is from RefSeq and is a predicted model, not a curated record. The transcript has a single exon.